Messenger RNA from Helianthus annuus (common sunflower), 1428 nucleotides. Its product is annotated as transcription factor MYB119. The record is from RefSeq and is a predicted model, not a curated record. The transcript is spliced from 3 exons. The coding region runs from base 1 to 1221 and encodes 406 amino acids. Lineage: Eukaryota; Viridiplantae; Streptophyta; Magnoliopsida; Asterales; Asteraceae. Gene Ontology annotation, molecular function: DNA-binding transcription factor activity, RNA polymerase II-specific; RNA polymerase II cis-regulatory region sequence-specific DNA binding. Gene Ontology annotation, biological process: regulation of DNA-templated transcription. Gene Ontology annotation, cellular component: nucleus.
AUGAACGGUGGUGACUACGGUGGUUAUGGUGGUGGCCACGGUGGUUUUGCUAAUAAUUAUGUGAAUUAUCAUAACCAACAUUCUUUGUACAAGCCUGCACCUCCACCAUUAACAGCCAUUGAUAGAUUCUUAUGUGGUCGAACAAGAGUUGAUCAUCAAACUCUAAACCAAGAGAUUAGUCAAGCCUCGUUCGCCUCUUUGAACCCGGUUUCUGAUUUUUCGGCUUGGAGUAACAUGAUCAACAAUGAAAGUAGAAUUUUUAAUUUAGCAACAUUUUUACCAUCGGUCAAUAGCUUUGCAGUUGAUGUUAAUGCUGAUCAUGUGUUUACUAAUAACGUUGGGGAUCAAGCUAGAAAUUACUUGAUUUAUGAUCGAAAUGAAGAAUCUAAAUUGAAAGGUGGUGUGGCCUCUAAAGUUUUGAUCAAGGGACAAUGGACAGAUGAAGAAGACGACAAGCUAAUCAGGCUGGUGAAUGAAUAUGGAGAACGGAAAUGGGCUAUAAUAGCGGAGAAGAUGACUGGAAGAGCGGGGAAGCAGUGUCGCGAGAGGUGGCGCAACCAUUUGCGGCCCGAUAUCAAGAAAGAUACAUGGAGUGAAGAAGAAGUGAGAAUGCUAAUUGAAGCUCAUCAGAAACUCGGCAACAAAUGGGCGGAAAUCGCUAAAUUUAUUCCUGGAAGAACAGAAAACUCGAUUAAGAAUCAAUGGAAUGCAACAAAAAGAAAGCAAAAUUCCCGUAGAAAGAGCAAGAAAAGUGAUGCAAAAGAUAGAAAGUCUAAAUCAACUCUUUUACAAGAUUACAUUAGAAGCAAGACUAUUGAUCACAGUCUUGCCUCCUCUUCCUCCACCGUCACUGCUGCCACAACCACCGGCGACUCCACCAUUGUGGGCCCUGAGCUAACAAACUCAAACAACAACACUUCUGAUCCAUCUAUAGAGAUGACUCAGGCCUAUGACGAUGAGUUAGCUUUUAUGCAAGCCUUUUUCCAAACCACCUCUAAUGAUUCCUCCAGCCAUGUUUCUGAACUUAAAUCGUCGACUAUCGAUCAUUCAAUAGGGUUUUCUGGCAAUUCACAAUGCGGGUUUUCUUCAACUUCUUUUGAUGAGAACUGGAAUGUGUACUUGAACAAUUACUAUGAAGAUGAUAUGUCGCAAACCCUAGUUGCUCCUGAUUUGGAAGAAGUCAUUGCAAUGGCUAGUUCAGGUUAUCAUGUGCAUGGUUGACAUGAAGGUGGUGGUUCUUAUUAGUUAUUUGUUAGAGGGUCCUACUCAUGUUUUUCUUGAAAGUAAAAAUUUGUCGGAUUCUAAUAAUCGGAAGGUCAGUUGACCCUCUUAAGCCGUUUCCACCUGCGGCUGAGAUGGGUCAACGAUUGACGGUUUUUUAUUAGGUUGGAACUUUGUGAUUUUAAGGUUGAUGGUUCAUUUUUUCUA